UUUCCUGCACGAGUUCCACUCCGACUCAGAGCACCCAAAGGCGCCAUGAGCCCUACUCUCAGUGCUCUAGGGUGAGCUCCUCACCCCUCCACCCCCGAUGCAUCGGAACCUCUCCCUCGUUCGCCUACUCUUCUCCUCUCCUGCCGCCGCAUCUCUCCUCUCGCCUCACUGCUCUCUACCCUUUCUCCUCCGUUCUCUCUCCUCUAAUCCUCACCCACCUCCCUCUGCCCCCCGCCGCCGCCUUCUUCCCUCCUCCGUCUCCCCUUCCCUCUCCCCCCUCCUCAAAGAAGACGCCAUCGCCACCCUCUCCUCCCUCUGGAUAUCCAGCUUCCGCAAUCCCUCUUCUACAAUCACUUCUCUCUCCGACCACCUCACCCGACCCGAACUUUGGAUUUUGUCCUAUCAAAAGGUCUACGCCGACGAGACCGGCUCAUACCUCCCCAAAUCCUCCAUCUCCCACACUGCUCUCGAUGACAUCCUAGUCCUCCGCAACGCCGUUCUUGACGGUCGUUUCCGCUGGGGAGCCCGCCUCGAGUUCUUUAUCCGUUCCCCACGCGACAAGACUGAUCUUUCCUCCCUCUCCAAGCGCAAGAUUCGUGCCCUCCUCACUAACCCCCAACCUUCCCCUUUCCAGGACCGAAUCGUACAGGAAGUUCUUCUUUUUCUUCUCGAACCCGUCUUUGAGGCGAGGUUCUCGCAGAAAUCAUACGCCUUUCGCCCUGGCCGCACUGCCCACACCGUCGUUCGCACCAUUCGCCGUAGCUUUGCUGGGUAUCUAUGGUAUUUGAAGGGUGAUCUUAGUACGAUUCUGGAUGGCGUCAAGCCUGGAUUGGUUCUCAGCGCUCUCAUUCGGGAGGUUAGGGAUAGAAAGAUUGUUGAUUUGAUCAAGUCAGCGCUUGUGACUCCUGUGGUUACUGGCAAUCCUGCCGAGGAUGAAGCGAAGAAGAAGAAGAAGAAGCGCAAGUAUCAGAAAAAGCGUGUUUUGGCAGAGGAUGAACCGAAGCCUGAUCCAUACUGGCUCCAAUCCUUCUUUGGUUUUGCACCAGCGGAGGCCGACAAGUAUCCCAACUGGGGCCAUUGCGGGGUUCUCAGUCCCUUGCUCGCAAAUAUUUGUCUUGAUGAAUUGGAUAAGUGGAUGGAGGGCAAAAUCAAGGACUUUUAUAAGCCAUCUAAGGCUGAUGUUAUUUGGACAGGGGAGGAGGGAGACAUAGAGCAAGGGAACACCUCGUGGCCAGAGUUUGUGCCGACAAGUGGGCCGGACAAGACGAGGAAGAUGGACUAUAUUAGGUUUGGAGGGCACAUUUUGGUUGGUGUGAGAGGUCCUCGUGCUGAUGCUGCUGAAUUGAGAAAGCAACUUAUUCAGUUUUGUGAUCACAGAUUUCAGCUUAAAUUGGAUAAUGAGAGUGUUCCAAUUGAGCAUAUUACUAAGGGGAUCAUGUUUCUUGACCAUGUGUUGUGCCGCCGGGUUGUGUAUCCUACUCUCAGGUAUACUGCAACUGGAGGUAAGAUCAUUAGUGAGAAGGGUGUGGGCACACUAUUGUCAGUGACUGCAAGUUUGAAGCAGUGCAUAAAGCAGUUCAGGAAACUAGAAUUCUUGAAGGGUGACAGAGACCCAGAUCCUCAGCCUUGCUUUCGAAUGUUCCAUGCUACUCAGGCACACACUAAUGCACAGAUGAACAAGUUCUUAUCAACAAUGGUGGAAUGGUAUCGGUAUGCCGAUAACCGCAAAAAAGUUGUCAACUUUUGUUCUUAUAUUAUCCGGGGAUCCUUGGCAAAGCUCUAUGCUGCUAAAUACAAGCUUCGAUCUAGAGCUAAAGUGUACAAGAUUGGUGCAAGGAAUCUUCAACGGCCAUUGAAGGAUAAGAAGGGGCAAUCACCAGAGUACAACGAGUUAAUGAGGAUGGGCCUUGUGGAUUCUAUUGAGGGACUUCAGUACACGAGAAUGUCCCUUGUACCAGAGACAGAUUACACACCAUUUCCAAGUAGAUGGAAGCCAGAUCAUGAGAAUUUUUUAUUAGAGUAUAUCAAGCUUGAGGACCGGAAGACUCUUGAUGAGCAAAGGAAAUGCAUUAGGGAAGAGGGGCUCAUAACCCCUCAGGAAUACGUUUCAAUGCUUGUGUGGAAUUACAAGAAGAAUGCUGUAAUGUUACCUCCAUUAGGAGAAAAUGAUGCCCAGAAAGCUAAGGAAGAGCUGUUGGGCUUAACUCAUGACUCUGAAAAUAGGAUAGGUGAUGAUGAUGUGAGUGGGCAUAUCUUGCAGGCUGCGCAGAUGUGAGAAGGGUUAAAUGUUCGAGCAAAGUCGUAUGGAAGGAUUCGGUUGCAAGUCACUUUGCAAGUAGCGAAGCCAAUAGAUGUAUGUGCCCAUGUAAUUUAUCUAUGAUGCACUGUUAAUUUAUGUGCCAUAGUCAAAAUUUUGCUUAUUCGUUCUAGUCUUAUUUUAUCCUGACAUCCAUAGAUGAAAUCCAUGCUGCGUUCUUUAUUUGAUAAAUCUUCUGUAUCAAAUAUUAUUGCUUAUUCGUUAGUCUUAGUUUAUCUCCUUAAAU
Molecule: messenger RNA, 2543 nt
Organism: Dendrobium catenatum
Lineage: Eukaryota; Viridiplantae; Streptophyta; Magnoliopsida; Asparagales; Orchidaceae
Product: nuclear intron maturase 2, mitochondrial
Exons: 1
Coding region: 98-2275 (725 amino acids)
Biological process (GO): mRNA processing
Source: RefSeq, a predicted model, not a curated record